CCGUCGUCCAUGUCGGGAUCAGUGCCAUUGGAGGCCAGCAGGCGGGGGUUGGCUUGGCAAUAAAUUUAUACUCCUAACCCUGCCAUCAUUCUACGAUAAAAUCAAAUAUCGUCGUGUUUUUUAUGCGUUUUUAACUGUUACAUGUACUCUGGCGCAAACAGUGCCAAGUGGUAGUGAAUUUUCAUUUAUUGAAAAAAAUUGCAGUGGUGGAAAGCUUACCCCUACCUAUUGGGUGGGCAACUUACAUCUGGGACCGAAAAAGUGUUACACUGUGACUCAACGGGAAAGUCGAACACGAGCAAGCGCCAUGCGGUUUAACGAGUCCCUUUGCUACUCCAUGCCGCCCGUGCACACUGGACUGCAAAACAAUAAUCAACAUCUACUGCUGCUGCACAGGAGCUCGUCGGAGAUAAUAGUAAACGCAACAGAGAAGGACAGCAUUUCGCUGGAUCAGGAAAACCGGCACGAGUUUCACACCGGACAGGACACAAGUACCUACUCGUCCCUCGCCGUCACUCGUAGUUACAAGUUAAACGAACACAACAACAAUAACAAUAACAACAACAACAACAACAACAACAACAACAACAACAGCAACAACAAUCUCGACAGCAGCACCAACUUGCAGCCAAGCAGCUCGACCGAAAGCCUAGCCGACUACGAAGGAUACUACGAGGAGGAGCCACAGGGGAAUUUAUCGGGCUCGGAUUGGUCGGUGUACUCCGAGGACGGCAACAUGCCGGAUGGCUGCGGCCGAGGCAUAGUCAACCCGAAUUACCUGGGCUUCCAGCACUUGGAGCCUUCCCUGCUCAGCGACACCGACGACACUGUGGACGAAGACGAAGACGACGAGAACUCAGAAUCUAGCUCGGAGGAGCUCGAGGACGAAUUCAACAACAACAACAACAACAACAACAACGACAACAACGACAACGACAACAACAACAAUACCGAGGGAGUCGUGGAUGAGACCGCGGUCAACCAGCUCGAUAACCAGCUGGACGAGGAGAAGCAGUUGUUUUACAAAAAGCCCAAGUUUAACUUGCAAAUGCACGGCGGUCUCGCCGAUCCGGUCAAAGGGGGUUCGCCGUGCCCCGACCCUGGCCGGGAUCGGUUGAGCGAAAACGAGUCGCGCGACAACUACGAUGAUAAUUCAACCGUUAACUAUACAUUAGUUGAUUUUUUAAAUUUCAUGCAAAAUCAGCAAAACGUUGAAAAAGACCUUACCGAAGACGAGAGAAGGGCGGUCGACGAGGUUUUUUUCACCAAAGCCCCCAAUCUCUGGUCGUACCUCGAGUGCAUAAAUUACGUGAAGAGUCUGCGACCGACGACGGAGGCCAACGAAAUAUUGGUCGACGUGAGCGACGUCGAGGUCGUCCAGUUGACGACGAGUGUCAAGGAGAGCCUGCAAUACCCCGAAAUCGAACAGAUUCCCGAUUCAACUAGAAGCAGCGAGGCCGAAUGGAUCGACGAGUCGCCAGUGGACAACCAGGUCGAUCUGAUUCGUGAAGUUCAGCGAAACUCGUUGAAUCCCUUCUUGAACAACUCCACCACCGACAACAACAACAGCAACAACAAUAAAAAGAGCGACGAGGACGUGGAGGACGACGACGAAAACCUCAAGGCGACGAAACGCAGGAGACCAAAGGACGAGGGGUCCGAGUGCAAGCUCGAGGGGAUAGAUUUGCUGGCGAGUAUCAACCGGAGGGACGGUUCUCCCGGUGGCCGGAAUUACCCUCGACGUCAUUUGCACGACAACCACCUGCUGUGCUACCCAUCGGUCCCCGACGUCAUCGCCAUGGACGUGCCGGGGGAGCGUUUGCUCCGCGAGCCCGACUCGGAGGAGCACCUGGUGAACUUUUCCCCGAGCCAGCCCGACGUUGCCCACCUGGACGACAAAGCGCGCCACCAGCAACACCGGAGCGUUGCCGCCAGCAUGGCCAGCACCCUGGCGCCCACCAAUCCCUUCUUCGAAGACAUCAAGAACAAGGCAGAGAAGGAGCUCGAGAGCGUUGUUACAGAGAGCUUCGAUGUUUACAAUAUCGAGACGGCGAUGCCUACAAUCGACAUGGAUGCCAUUGAGACACAUUUGAGGGCUGCCGCGCGUGAAGAGGAGCGUCGGCGAAUCAAUGACAGAGAAGAGAUCCGCCGGCGAUUGGCGAUGGGCCCGGAAGCGGACGAACUGCGCAACGAAAAUCGGAAAAAGCCCAGUCUGCAGGCUCGCCUCCAGAGCGGCAUGAAUUUACAAAUAUGCUUCAUGAACGAAACGUCAUCGGAUUCGGAAUCGGCGUUUGGCUCCGACGGCCUCGACCUGACCAAGUCGACCCUGUCCCCAACGGCCUCGUCUGGCAUCAGCUGUAGCAGCAGCAGAAGCACAUCCGCGAACUCCUCGACCUCGUCCUCGAUCACGAGUUCGCCGACAAAACUGGCUUCCCAGUUACCACCGCAGUGGCCGGCCAAUGCCGCGGCGGCAAGUAGGCCCCAAGUGCUGAAUUUGCCGGAGGCAGGUCCAAAGGGUGACGACGAGGGGCCGCUGGACGCGGCGAGUUUCCUCGCGAGGCAGGCUCGUCUGCAAACCGAGGCCAGGGUGGCUCUAGCCCAGGCCAAGGAGAUGGCGUACAUGCAGAUGGAGAUCGAGAGGCAGAAGCUCAAGCAGAGCCCCAUCACCGAGAUGGUGCGGGCCAGCCUACAAAAGAUCGGCGUAAAGUUGGGCGACGAGCGUCGUCGCUUGACGCGCACUCUGCUCACCGAGUUGAAUAUCGCCCAGCUUCAAGUUUUGGCGAACGACCUGCACGCAAGGAUAGCUACCCUAAACGAUGCCCUGGUCGAAGGUCUCAUGCGCCGAGACGACCUUCACAUGGAGCAAGACUCCAUGCUCGUCGAUGUUGAGGAUUUGACCCGAUACCUAGGUGCCAAGCAGGAGUCCUUCCUCAAGUGCCAGAAUCCUCAGGAGCCUUGUGCCGAUCAGCAGCAACAAAAACAGCAGCAACAGCCGAACACACAGACGUCGAGCAGCAAAAGCCGAACCCUGGCGCUGCUGAGCAAAGCUUACGCCUCGUCGCCACGGCUGGCCGUCAACUACGAGAUGGGCAGCGUCGCCCGGGCCGCCCUCACCUUCCUGUCACACGCAACAAAAAUUUAAAACCCAAACGAUCCUACUCCCUCCCCUUUUUCGAGGUGACGCUGAUGAACCCACGUUUUUUUAGCGCCCUACUCGUACAAUGUACCUACCUCGUGCAUACAGAGAUUUGUAUGAUACAGUGUUUUCUCGUGGGUAUGUUGAGUUUUUUUUUUUUUUUUUUCCCCCUUUCUUUUCGGAUUACCUUGAAAAGGGCAACGAGAGAGUCUACAAUAACGUCGGUUUUUCGUACAAUCGUUAGUUGUGUUGUAGGUACACCUUUGUAAAUGUGUUGGGAAAAAUCCAUUUUACUCUCUUACUACCGUUUUUUCGGAUAUUAUGACGUUAAUACAAAUCAUGUAUCAUAUAAAUACUUACAAACAUUUUCAAAACUAUUGCAUUUCAAGUCAACUUGAACUUUGUUUAAGUAAGUACAAUGUAUACUGUACUCGAGUAUAUAAAUAUAUUGGGAUUUGAAGUGUGCGGAGUGACUCUAUUAUAGCUUCCAAUUUUUACCGCAAUCUAGAAUAUUGUUGUACACUUACAUACUUUGUGGAUGAAGAUACGGGUGGCGCCGAUGGCUUAUUUCCCGUAGCUUCGAAAUUCGUCAACUCACAGCGUAAAGAUGACUUCAAAUCCUAAAACUACUCGGCAAUUUUUACGAGUUUAUUUUACCCAAUCUGUUAUUGUUGACUGUUAUACGAGGCCAAUAUUAUUAUUAUCAUUACCAUUGUUAUGAUUAUUAUGAUUAUAUAUAUAUAUAUACAUAUACUUAUAGCACAAGGAGCGGGCCGAUCCUUUUCCAGCUCCAUCGCUUUGGGUGAACUUUUUUCGUUCUCAAACGAGCCGAGUGUUUGCUUGUAAAUUAUCAAUUACAUUGUUACUCCAAACUGUCGAUUGAGACGCAUCAUUAUUAAUAUAGUAUUAUAAUAGCGAGCUUGUAGUGAGACAAACAAGUAUGUAUGUUCUAGCAAUAUUUUUUAAUCCUCGUUUUUUCCCCACGAUGCACCUAUUCGUUAAAAAACUGCAAUUUGUCCAGAGCAUUAUACAAUUAGCCAUUGUACAUCCAUAUAAUCGUUCGUUUAAUUAAAACGAGAUUCGUAAGGUUAUUUAUUUGCAUUUGAAACUUUUCCUCGAUAAAGUAACUAUUCAAGUAAUUACGAAAAUCAUUAAGUUACGCGUGGAAAUAGAUUGAAACGAUGCUUUUUCAUUAUGACGAGUGGUGUACAUAAGGCAUUGAUUUUUUACCAGCAGUUUAAUUCUGUCAACUAUGAUAUUAUAAUUUUGACACAUAUUUUUGGCUGAUGGAUGUUAAGAUGUUAUUAUACAUUUUCGUGGCUAAUUCCAAUCAUCGUGAUCUUUAAUAUUGAUUAUUCAUUUUGAUACUCAUCAAUAAGAAUACUGGAAAGUGGCAAUAUGGAGUAACUUUAUUUAAAAAAAAAAA
Copidosoma floridanum is the source of this 4562-nucleotide messenger RNA. It is a transcript of the gene Schip1, whose product is annotated as Schwannomin interacting protein 1. Gene Ontology annotation, cellular component: cell junction; plasma membrane. NCBI's taxonomy places the organism in Eukaryota, Metazoa, Arthropoda, Insecta, Hymenoptera, Encyrtidae. Gene Ontology annotation, biological process: positive regulation of hippo signaling. The record is from RefSeq and is a predicted model, not a curated record.